AGAAGUGCCAUUGCCGGGCCCGACCGGGAUCCAAAAUAUUCCAAGAUCUGAAUGAAAAUCCUAGGAUUCCAGUUAUUAGUUCAUUGGUGAUAUCACAUGCAUUUGCGUCGAGUUUAAUCUCAAAUUGAGAAGAGCGAUUCUGCGUCUGCUGAAGGCAGAUAAAAUUCAUAAAGAAACGACUUGAAUUUGACAAAUCUCAGUUAGGAAGAGAUGAAGAGUGCGAUGACAGUAUUCAGAAGUGUGCGGCUCAGCGAGUUCGCAGUGGCGUUUCGCACGUGCUAUAGGAAAUACUGCACUACAGAGAAUUAUCCGACGACGACUACAGAGAAUUAUCCGACGACGACUACAGAGAAUUAUCCGACGACGACGACAGAGAAGGUGAUCCAUCCGUAUUACCGAAUUCAUCCGUGGAAAUCGGAGAAUGAAUUUGCGAAGGAUUUACUGAAGAACGUUAUUUACAAUUCAGGUGGAAUAAUUGCAAUAAACAAACCAUAUGGCAUAUCCUUAUAUUCAAAGCCAGAUACAAAACCACAUCUGUUUUCAUAUCAUAAGAUUGUAGGAGCAGUAGAUUAUUCUAUAAACGAUACUUUGUCAUAUCUUGCAAAGGAGUUAGAUGUACCGACGUUAAUACCAUGUUUAGGAGCAGAGAAAUAUGUGAGCGGCGUAUAUAUUUUCGGAAUUAAUGAAAAAGUGUGCCAUCAAUUAGAAUUGUCAAGAAGACGAACUCAAGGUAAAUACAAAAAAUAUUGGGCAAUCACAACUAGAGUUCCAAACGAGAUCAAAGGAAAAUAUCGUUUAGCAAUGAUUUUAAAAAUGUCUGCAUUAAGAGAUAAAAAGCCUAUUAUCGUGACUCAGUGGAGUAACAACAAUGUAAAAAACGAUAAAGUUAAGAUAAUGAAUGUAGAUUAUAAAGUCAUAAGCAAUUCGACGCAUAAUUUAAGUUCGUUAAUAGAAAUUGUAUCAUCUGCAAGAAAAUGGCAUUGUAUCAGGUUAUUCGCUUCUACUAUGCUAUACAGCCCGAUUCUUGGAGAUAAUAUUCAUGGAUCACGAGUCCAAGAAAUCAUGGGUACAUGGUUAAAAAUUGAUCCAUUUGCUGAUUCCACUCAGAAUUUACCAAAAAUAAAUCGACAACUACUAGAGCUACUAGAUAUGAAACUAAGUCAACAAGAAAUUAUUCCAGCACACAUACAUUUGAAAAGUGUACACUUAAUUAUCGGCAAAGAGAAAAAAGAUCUAGUAAUAGAAGCCCCUUUGAUGGAUCCGUUUGAUUGGACUUGCAAACAGCUUAAGUUUAAAAUACCUGAUGAAAUCAGAAAUUCUAUUAAUGAAGAUAAUGAAGAAUUAAUUUACAUGAAUGCACAUGAUGGCAAUUAACUCACAUACUAUCGUUAAGUAUUUUGAUUGUAAUAAAAAGGAUUUUAAUUAAAUUGAAAACAUUUA
Molecule: messenger RNA, 1440 nt
Organism: Mycetomoellerius zeteki
Lineage: Eukaryota; Metazoa; Arthropoda; Insecta; Hymenoptera; Formicidae
Product: RNA pseudouridylate synthase domain-containing protein 4
Exons: 5
Coding region: 211-1374 (387 amino acids)
Biological process (GO): pseudouridine synthesis
Molecular function (GO): pseudouridine synthase activity; RNA binding
Source: RefSeq, a predicted model, not a curated record